Puma concolor (puma) is the source of this 3456-nucleotide messenger RNA. NCBI's taxonomy places the organism in Eukaryota, Metazoa, Chordata, Mammalia, Carnivora, Felidae. The record is from RefSeq and is a predicted model, not a curated record.
GAGAAAGGUCAACCAAAUCGCACCACCAAGAGCAAGGACGCCCACGUGUGUGGCCGGUGCUGUGCCGAGUUCUUUGAGUUAUCGGAUCUUCUCCUCCACAAGAAGAACUGCACUAAAAAUCAAUUAGUUCUCAUCGUCAAUGAGAGCCCGGCCACCCCGCCCGACACCUUCACUCCCAGUCCCCCUCCCGACAACCCCGACGAACAAAUGAAUGACACCGUGAACAAAACGGAUCAGGCCGACGGCGGCGACCUUCCGGAACACGGCGGAUGCGACAGGGAAGAGUCCAUGGAGGUGGAGGCCCCGGUGGCGGCUAACAGAGGUGGCGGUGGCGCCCUGGUGGGGGGCGGGAGCGGGGUCACCCCAGGCUGCAGCGGCGGCCCCUCCACAGGUACCUCAGCGAUCACAACCUCUCUACCUCAACUCGGGGACCUGACGACACUGGGCAACUUCUCCGUGAUCAACAGCAACGUCAUCAUCGAGAACCUGCAGAGCACCAAGGUGGCGGUGGCCCAGUUCUCGCAGGAGGCGAGGUGCGGCGGGGCCUCCGGAGGCAAGCCGGCCGUCCCGGCCCUCAUGGAGCAGCUCCUCGCCCUGCAGCAACAGCAGAUCCACCAGCUGCAACUGAUCGAGCAGAUCCGUCACCAAAUAUUGCUGUUGGCUUCUCAGAACGCAGACUUGCCAACAUCUUCGAGUCCUUCUCAAGGUACUUUACGAACAUCUGCCAACCCCUUGUCCACACUAAGCUCCCAUUUAUCUCAGCAGCUGGCGGCGGCAGCUGGAUUGGCACAGAGCCUCGCCAGCCAGUCUGCCAACAUCAGCGGUGUGAAACAGCUGCCCCCCCUCCAGCUACCUCAGAGCACUUCUGGCCACACCCUCCCACCCAACAGCGGCGCUUCCCCCAGCAUUAACAUCUUGGCGGCAGCGGUGACCACCCCGUCCUCGGAAAAAGCGGCUUCGAGCGCCGGCGCCUCCCACGCCAGCCACCCCGCAGCCUCGGCAUCGUCGUCACCAGCUUUUGCAAUAAGCAGUUUGUUAAAUCCUGCGUCCAGUGCACUUCUACCUCAGCCGGCCCCCGCUAACUCGGUUUUCCCCAGCCCUUUGCCCAACAUCGGAACGACUGCGGAGGACUUAAACCCCUUGUCCGCCUUGGCCCAGCAAAGAAAAAGCAAGCCACCAAAUGUCACCGCCUUCGAAGCGAAAAGCGCUUCGGAUGAGGCGUUCUUCAAACACAAGUGCAGGUUCUGCGCGAAGGUCUUCGGGAGCGACAGUGCCUUGCAGAUCCACCUGCGCUCCCACACCGGCGAGAGGCCGUUCAAGUGCAACAUCUGUGGGAACAGGUUCUCCACCAAGGGGAACCUCAAAGUCCACUUCCAGCGCCACAAAGAGAAAUACCCUCAUAUCCAGAUGAACCCCUAUCCCGUGCCUGAGCAUCUGGACAAUAUCCCCACGAGCACCGGCAUCCCGUACGGCAUGUCCGUCCCUCCGGAGAAGCCGGUCACCAGCUGGCUAGACACCAAGCCGGUCCUGCCCACUCUGACCACUUCGGUCGGCCUGCCGUUGCCCCCGACCCUCCCGAGCCUCGCACCCUUCAUCAAGACCGAAGAGCCAGCCCCGAUCCCCAUUGGCCAUUCCGCCAGCAGCCCCCCGGGCUCAGUCAAAAGUGACUCCGGGGCCCCCGAGGCGGCCACGCGAAACCCGGGCGGGCUCGCAGAGGAGGCCGAAGGGCCCCCCGCGCUACCCUCCGGUGGCAAAAGUGAGGACGGCACCGUGGCCCCCAGCUCCGCCCCGGCAGCCAGCGGCAGCUCUCUGAGCUCCCCGGCGGUGGCGACGGCCGACGGUGGCCCCGGGAGGGCCACCGCUUUCACCAACCCCUUGUUGCCGCUCAUGUCUGAGCAGUUCAAGGCCAAGUUUCCUUUCGGGGGGCUCUUGGACUCGGCCCAGGCAUCAGAGACCUCCAAGCUUCAGCAGUUGGUAGAGAACAUUGACAAGAAGGCCACUGACCCCAACGAGUGUAUCAUCUGCCACCGGGUCCUCAGCUGUCAGAGCGCCCUAAAGAUGCAUUACCGGACGCACACCGGGGAGAGGCCCUUUAAGUGUAAGAUCUGCGGCCGGGCGUUCACCACGAAAGGGAACCUCAAAACCCACUAUAGCGUCCACCGUGCUAUGCCCCCGCUCAGAGUCCAGCAUUCCUGCCCCAUCUGCCAGAAGAAGUUCACGAACGCCGUGGUCCUGCAGCAGCACAUCCGGAUGCACAUGGGAGGUCAGAUCCCCAACACCCCAGUCCCCGACAGCUACCCCGAGUCCAUGGAGUCCGACACGGGCUCCUUUGACGAGAAGAAUUUCGAUGACCUGGACACCUUCUCCGACGAAAACAUGGAGGACUGUCCUGAGGGCAGCAUCCCCGAUACGCCCAAGUCCGCGGACGCGUCCCAGGACAGCUUAUCUUCUUCGCCUUUGCCCCUAGAGAUGUCAAGCAUCGCUGCUUUGGAAAAUCAGAUGAAGAUGAUCAGCGCCGGCCUGGCGGAGCAGCUGCAGGCCAGCCUGAAGUCCGUGGAGAACGGCUCCGUCGAGGGGGACGUCCUGACCAACGAUUCGUCCUCGGUGGGCGGCGACAUGGAGAGCCAGAGUGCGGGCAGCCCGGCCAUCUCAGAGUCUACCUCUUCCAUGCAGGCUCUGUCCCCGUCCAACAGCACCCAGGAGCUCCGCAAGUCCCCUGGCGCGGAGGAGAAGCCCCAGAGGGCAGUCCCGAGCGAGUUCGCCAACGGCCCGUCCCCCACCCCGGUGAACGGUGGGGCUCUGGAUUUGACGUCCAGCCACGCAGAGAAAAUCAUCAAGGAAGAUUCUUUGGGGAUCCUCUUCCCUUUCAGAGACCGGGGUAAAUUUAAAAAUACUGCUUGCGACAUUUGUGGCAAAACCUUUGCUUGUCAGAGUGCCUUGGACAUUCACUACAGAAGUCAUACCAAAGAGAGACCAUUUAUUUGCACGGUUUGCAAUCGCGGCUUUUCCACAAAGGGUAAUUUGAAGCAGCACAUGUUGACACAUCAGAUGCGGGACCUACCAUCACAGCUCUUUGAGCCCAGCCCCAACCUCGGCCCCAAUCAGAACUCGGCGGCGAUCCCCGCCAGCUCGUUGUCAUCUCUCAUCAAGACAGAGGUCAACGGCUUCGUGCACGUCACGCCUCAGGACAGCAAGGACACCUCCACCGGUCACGUCCCCUCUGGGCCUCUGUCCUCCUCUGCCACGUCCCCAGUUCUGCUCCCGGCUCUGCCCAGGAGAACCCCCAAACAGCAUUACUGUAACACGUGUGGCAAGACCUUCUCCUCGUCGAGUGCCCUGCAGAUUCACGAGCGAACUCACACUGGAGAGAAACCCUUUGCUUGCACUAUUUGUGGGAGAGCUUUCACGACAAAAGGCAAUCUGAAGGUACCUCACUCUGUCUGUCCCUCACACCCC